GCGGCAGCGGCGAGGCUGCUCGGGCCCAGACGCGCCAUGAGUCAGUUCGGCUUCGGCGCGGGCGGCGGCGGCGGCGGCUUCAGUUUCGGGACGCCCAAAACGGCGGUCGGCACCACCAGCAGCAGCGCAGCCCCCGCGGGCUUCUCCUUCUCCUCGGCCAUCUCGGCGGGCGCGGGCGGGGGCACAAGCGGGGCCUUCGGCUUCGGCUCUCCCGCCCCGAACGCCGGGAGCGCCCCGCCCGCCGCCGGGCUCUUCUCCUUCGCGACGCCCGCCGCCUCCGCGCAGGCCUCCGCAUUCAGCUUCGGGAUGCCCCCGGCCUCGUCCGCGGCGGCUACUCCUGCGGGGGGCGUUUUCACGCUGGGGGGCAACGCGGCCAAGCUGAGCUUGGGGGGCUCGGCCGCUACGACGGCCUCCCCCGCGACCAGCGGCUUCGGGCUGGGCAGUAGCGGCGGACUGGGCGGCUCCGGCGCGAGCGGCACCAGCGUGGCGGGCACCCAGGUGGCGGCGGCGGCGGCGACUCCACCCGCGGGGUUCGUGUUUGGCUCGGCGGCCACGACGACGCCACAGCCGGCUCCGGCUGCCCCCGCCGUCGUGGGAGGCUUCAGCUUUGGCGGGGCGGCCCAGACAGGAGCUCCGAAUUUCAGCCUCGGCUCGCUGGGGAGCGUCCCGCCGCAAACAGCACCUCCCGGCCCGACUUUCGGAAUUGCUCCGGCCUCCGCCAACGCCGCUGUGAGCACAGCAGCCGCAUCGCAGGCAGCCCCGGCCUUCAGCCUCGGGACAGCGUCCACCGGUUCUGGCUUUGGAGUGUUGGCUCCAGCAGCGGUCACUUCCACCACCACACCCUUGUCCUUUGGGGCUAAACCUGGAGGUACCACUGUCACCUCGGUGGCCCUUGCUACUACAAGUUCCUCUUCCCUCCUCGGCCUAUCAGGGCCCACGCUGUUUGCAUCUGUAGCAGGCUCUUCAGCUCCAGCUGCCUGUACCACCACUAGCCUUUCAGUGGGUACCUCCUCGACAGGGGCAGCUCCCACUGGGACCUUGGGAUUUGGCUCAAAAAUGCCUGGAGUGACCACAGCAGCUGCUGCCACUCUCCCCACAGCUGGGGCUGCUUCCAUACCUGCUGCAGGAUUCCUCUUGAACCUGAAGCCCCUUGCCACAACAAGCGUGGCUGCUUCCACCUCCACUGCAACCACCACAACUGGCAUGGCUCCCCCCAUGAUGACUUAUGCCCAGCUGGAGAGCCUGAUUAACAAAUGGAGCCUGGAACUGGAGGACCAGGAGAAGCACUUCCUUCAGCAGGCUACCCAGGUCAACGCUUGGGACAGGACAUUGAUUGAAAAUGGAGAAAAGAUCACAACCUUACACAGAGAAGUAGAGAAAGUGAAGCUGGAUCAAAAGAGGCUGGACCAAGAGCUGGACUUCAUUUUGUCUCAGCAAAAGGAGCUAGAAGACUUGUUGAUACCAUUGGAGGAAUCUGUGAAGGAGCAGAGUGGAACAAUCUAUUUGCAACAUGCAGAUGAGGAGCGGGAAAAGACAUACAAACUGGCAGAGAACAUCGAUGCUCAGCUGAAGCGCAUGGCCCAAGAUUUGAAAGAUAUCAUUGAACACCUGAACACCUCUGGGGGCCCUGCUGACAAUAGUGACCCUCUUCAGCAGAUCUGCAAAAUUCUGAAUGCACACAUGGAUUCUUUGCAGUGGAUUGAUCAGAACUCCGCGCUGCUGCAGAGGAAAGUGGAGGAGAUGAGCAAGGUCUGCGAGAGCCGCCGCAAGGAGCAGGAGCGCAGCUUCCGCAUCACCUUCGACUGAGCGCGCCGCCUGAUGCGCCCCCCCCCCCCCCCCCCCCGAUUCUUUUUGUACCCCUCAAUAAAGAGAGUCUUUCCAAA
Molecule: messenger RNA, 1883 nt
Organism: Notechis scutatus (mainland tiger snake)
Lineage: Eukaryota; Metazoa; Chordata; Lepidosauria; Squamata; Elapidae
Gene: NUP62CL
Product: nucleoporin 62 C-terminal like
Biological process (GO): RNA export from nucleus; protein import into nucleus
Cellular component (GO): nuclear pore; nuclear pore central transport channel
Molecular function (GO): phospholipid binding; structural constituent of nuclear pore
Source: RefSeq, a predicted model, not a curated record